Messenger RNA from Oncorhynchus keta (chum salmon), 3128 nucleotides. Its product is annotated as major facilitator superfamily domain-containing protein 9-like. Gene Ontology annotation, biological process: transmembrane transport. The transcript has 8 exons. The coding region runs from base 258 to 1967 and encodes 569 amino acids. Lineage: Eukaryota; Metazoa; Chordata; Actinopteri; Salmoniformes; Salmonidae. Gene Ontology annotation, molecular function: transmembrane transporter activity. The record is from RefSeq and is a predicted model, not a curated record.
AGCAGGUCAAUCAUCCACAUGACGCUUCAAUGAAUCCACUCUGAUUAAAUGGACGCUAUUUUCUGCCAAAUAUGACAAUAUUGGUACAUCCUCAAAAGUUUGAAUUGAGGUGGUUGGAAGUUAAAUUGAACACGAACACCCCUGAAGAGAGCGAAUAUUCCCGAGACUGCAGGGUGUUUUUCGCUAUGGUUGAUCGGCACUGUAGAUGACAGUAAGCGCUUCCGCAUCGACCCGUAGCGUGCUGUCAUUGCGGGAGAAUGAAUAACGCAAAAUGUUGCAUAUUAAAUCAAACACCAAGGAGACUAACACGGAUUAUACAAUGUAUCUAUGUGGUGGGGUUCCUGGACCUGUUUGGGGUGAGCUUGAUCAUUCCCCUGCUGAGUCACCAUGUCAAGGCCCUUGGGGCCAGCCCCACCGUGGCAGGCUUAGUAGGCUCCACAUAUGGGAUCCUACAACUCUUCUCUAGCACUAUAGUGGGCAGCUGGAGUGACGUGGUCGGGAGGCGAUACUCUAUGCUGAUGUGUCUGCUGCUGAGUGCUCUGGGCUACGGCCUGCUGGGGAUGUCCACCAGCAUCGCCCUGUUUCUCCUGGCUAGGAUCCCUGUGGGGCUGUUCAAGCACUCCCUGUCCAUCUGCCGGGCCCUGCUGUCUGAUCUGGUGUCUGAGGUGGAGCGCCCCCUCGUGAUGGGACACUUCAACGUGGCCUCCAGCAUGGGCUUCAUGGUGGGACCCGUGGUGGGGGGCUACCUCACUGAACAUGAAGGAGGCUUCUACACCGCAUCCUUCACCUGUGCCGCCAUCUUCCUCCUCAACGCAGGUAGGUGGGGUUUCUCCUGCGCCGCCAUCUUCCUCCUCAACACAGGUAGGUGGGGUUUCUCCUGCGCCGCCAUCUUCCUCCUCAACGCAGGUAGGUGGGGUUUCUCCUGUGCCUCUAUCUUCCUCCUCAACGCAGGUAGGUGGGGUUUCUCCUGCGCCGCCAUCUUCCACCUCAACGCAGGUAGGUGGGGUUUCUCCUGCGCCGCCAUCUUCCACCUCAACGCAGGUAGGUGGGGUUUCUCCUGCGCCGCCAUCUUCCUCCUCAACGCAGGUCUAGUUUGGCUGCUUCCCUGGAGCGAUGCACUAACCCCACGCACCGAUGCUAACUCCAACAGCAGCGCUAGCAAUGCCAGCUGCCACGACAACGACAACCACUUCACCUCAACACAGCAAAACUGCUCCCAAGGCAACAGCGACAACCAAACGACAGCGCCGGCGGCAGCGGUCACGGGAUCCGUGGCUCCAGAGAAGAACCAGAGGAGCUGGAGCUGGGAUCUGGACUGGGGGGAGGUGUCCCUGCUCCCUUCUUCCUGGCGUCAGCUCUCUUCGGUGGGCUCCAAGAUUAGCAGUGUGGCCUCCUCAGACAUGUGGGACCUGUUCCUGGUGCGUCUGCUCAUGGCCAUGGCCAUAAUGCUGUAUUACAGUAACUUCUCCCUGGCCAUGGAGGAGCGCUUCAUGCUGAAGCCCAAAGCCACAGGUUAUCUAAUCAGCUACAGCUCUACCCUGGGGGCCCUAGCCGGGUUCUUGGUGGGACCCAUCAAUAAACUGUACGGUAACAACAUGUUGGCGCUGUUGCUACACUCUUCGGUCCUCACGUGUUGCCUGAUCCUGCUCUACGCCGCAGCGCCCAGUGUCUGGCACGUGUUGUUAAGUUCCACUUUCAUCGCCAUCUCUACAACCAUCGGACGCACCUGCAUCACUGACCUGGUACUGCAGAAAGGGGGCGCUCACGCCAGCGGCACACUCAUCGGGGCGGGGCAGUCAGUGACCGCGGUGGGGCGCGUGCUCGCACCCCUACUCUCGGGGCUGGCCCAGGAGUUUAGUCCCUGUGGGCCCCCGAUUCUGGGGGUAGGACUGGCGUUAGCGGGCGUUGUCCUGCUGUUGGUCAGGGUGCCAAAAUGGGAUGAGAGGGGCAAGAGGAAAGAGGCAUAACUCUGAGUCACUCACAGUGAGAGAGGGAAUGAAUGAGAGAGUGAAUGAAUGAGAGAGUGAAUGAAUGAGAGAGUGAAUGAAUGAGAGAGGGUCAAAACUAGCACGGCACUGGAGACAGAACUGAUGCAGAACUGUUGGGGUUGGUUUUUGUUGACGUGUCAGCUGGGGGUUGUUUCAUUGUUUGUUUUUUUAGCCACAACUCCAGCUCUGUUGGUUGGGUCUCGAUGUGAUGACAUCACAGCACCGAUAGGACCCAGGUCAUCAUCAGCAUCGCUCUUCCCCCCACUUCAGUCCCCCAAACAGACUGGGUCAUCAUUAGCAUCGCUCUUCCCCACUUCAGUCCCCCAAACAGACCGGGUCAUCAUCAGCAUGGCUAUUCCCCACUUCAGUCCCCCAAACAGACCGGGUCAUCAUCAGCAUGGCUAUUCCCCACUUCAGUCCCCCAAACAGACUGGGUCAUCAUCAGCAUCGCUCUUCCCCCCACUUCAGUCCCCCAAACAGACUGGGUCAUCAUCAGCAUGGCUAUUCCCCACUUCAGUCCCCCAAACAGACCGGGUCAUCAUCAGCAUGGCUAUUCCCCACUUCAGUCCCCCAAACAGACCGGGUCAUCAUCAGCAUGGCUAUUCCCCACUUCAGUCCCCCAAACAGACUGGGUCAUCAUCAGCAUCGCUCUUCCCCCCACUUCAGUCCCCCAAACAGACUGGGUCAUCAUCAGCAUGGCUAUUCCCCACUUCAGUCCCCCAAACAGACCGGGUCAUCAUCAGCAUGGCUAUUCCCCACUUCAGUCCCCCAAACAGACUGGGUCAUCAUCAGCAUCGCUCUUCUCCCCACUUCAGUCCCCCAAACAGACUGGGUCAUCAUCAGCAUGGCUAUUCCCCACUUCAGUCCCCCAAACAGACCGGGUCAUCAUCAGCAUGGCUAUUCCCCACUUCAGUCCCCCAAACAGACCGGGUCAUCAUCAGCAUGGCUAUUCCCCCCUUUCAGUCCCCCAAACAGACCGGGUCAUCAUCAGCAUGGCUAUUCCCCCCCUUUCAGUCCCCCAAACAGACCGGGUCAUCAUCAGCAUGGCUAUUCCCCCCCUUUCAGUCCCCCAAACAGACCGGGUCAUCAUCAGCAUGGCUAUUCCCCCCCUUUCAGUCCCCCAAACAGACCGGGUCAUCA